AUGGUGCUUGAAGAUAAUCAGAGAUCUUUAUUUGGUGCAAGAUCUACCACUUGGUGCGAUCAAAUUACACAAAAACAGGCAGACAGGGGUUACCUGAAAGUAGCUUAUACUUCGAGAAAAACCACACGAGAGAGACAAAUCACUUUCGUUCUGUACUGUACAACAUCGCUGAAUACUUGUGUCGCCGAGCAAAUUAUUGAAAAAUUUCAACGCGCUAUCGUGGAUCGGUACACCACGUAUUUCAAGCAAGAGCAUCAGUAUUAUUUGAAAGUUCUCUUGGUGGGGAAUAUCGGUGGAAGGUCCCAGAGCAUGAAUGGCAAGCGGAACCAUACUCAUACUGUAAAGAUGUCAAGGUAUCUCAUGAUGAAGAAGCUACAGCUGGGACAUCUGUGGUUAAAUGCAGAUUUUGGCAAGGAUUGUCGAGAUAGACUGUUGAUUUGCGAGUAG
Botrytis byssoidea is the source of this 447-nucleotide messenger RNA. RefSeq lists its product as uncharacterized. The record is from RefSeq and is a predicted model, not a curated record. Lineage: Eukaryota; Fungi; Ascomycota; Leotiomycetes; Helotiales; Sclerotiniaceae. The coding region runs from base 1 to 447 and encodes 148 amino acids. The transcript is spliced from 2 exons.